AUCAGCAUCGAUCAAAGCCAAACGUUCACUAGCUAGUUGCUUGUGCAACUAACAAUCGACAGCUUCCGAAACCCGCUGAAUCCGAAUACGCAAUGUAGGCAUCGUGUCAUUAUUGCUCCGGUCGCACAUCAUACUCUUUCAAAAUGACCAUAAAAUCUAUCGGGAGAAUGAUUUCCAAGCAUACCGUUCGUCAGCUCAAAUUUAUCAUCCCCGGAGCUGCAAUCACGUAUGCAUUCAACACCCAUCGCGUCUUUCUGGAGUUGUUAACUAGACAAGGUGUAAAAGGACAGUGGGGAAGACUGUUUGCCUUUACUUCCAUAGGCUUUGAAGGACUUGUAAUCAUACUUUUCCUUUACGUCCUUCUGGUACCGUGGAUACAUGGCCUCGAACCAGAUUACCAGUCUUGGCGAGACUCUGGAAUACUCUCUUCUGUCAUUCCAAUCUUGACCACCGCGAUCUUGGUCGGCUGGUCACUUCUGUCCUUUACCCUUGGGAGGUGGUCUAAUUUGGGAUACCUAGAAGGAGUAGUAGGGGCGUCAGGCUUGUAUGCACUCACAUUUGGACUAUUAGGUCUUCUUCCUGCCCCAAAGGUUCACCGCUCAUGACACUAUAAGUAAGGACUGUAAUUACCGAGCUGUCUGAUAGUUCAAACGUUCAGGUACUACGUACGCUACAGCAGGUUACCCUCUCGCGAUCAAUCAAUCAUUCACAUGGACAUAAUGUGUUACUAAUUUAUGUGGUAUGCAACAUUACAUCGUACUUGGAAAUUAUAUAUGUGUAGCGGCGAGAUGACAUAUACCCCGCGCGGUCGG
This is a messenger RNA of Suillus discolor, 812 nucleotides long. RefSeq lists its product as uncharacterized. The record is from RefSeq and is a predicted model, not a curated record. Bases 144 to 605 code for a protein of 153 amino acids. The transcript has 5 exons. NCBI's taxonomy places the organism in Eukaryota, Fungi, Basidiomycota, Agaricomycetes, Boletales, Suillaceae.